GGUUUCCUGUGGUUAGUGUUCUUUUUGUUCACUUUCUUUGAUGAUUCAUCCAUCAUGGCGGCCGGCACUUCUAGUCUCCGUCAGAUCUUUGAAGGCCCAAACGGGGAAUUCAUAGCGCUUGUUACAGGGGUUGUUGUUGUUUUAUGUACUAUAGUUUUACUUGUGUUGCUCAGAAAGCAGAGGAGACGUGGAAAUUCCUUGCUGUUUGUCGGUCUUACAGAUAGUGGCAAGACCUUGCUUUUCAAUAGGCUUCUUGAUGGAAGUCAUGUGAUGACCCACACGUCUAUGAAGGAGAAUGUUGGGUCAUACAAAUUGAAAGGAAAAAAGAGUGGUAAGCAAGUCAACAUGGUUGAUCUUCCCGGUCAUGACAGAAUAAGAUCCCAGUUUUUGGAAAAAUACAAAGAGCAGGCUAGGGCCAUCUUGUUUGUAGUUGAUAGUGUCAACUUCCCAAGAGAAGUCAGAGAUGUUGCAGAGCAGAUGUAUGAUAUUCUUAGCCAUAAAACACUAAUGAGGGCAGCUGUGCCAAUACUUGUGGUUUGCAACAAGCAGGAUUUUGCAAUGGCGAAAUCAGCACGAGCCAUUAAAGCACAGCUGGAAAAGGAAAUCAACACUCAGCGCGUCACCCGUUCUGCAGCCCUACAAGGGCUUGAUGGCUCGUCCAAGAGUGCUCUAGUAGGGAAGAAGGGCAAGGACUUUGAGUUUGCGGAUGUUGAACCCGUCAAGGUGGAGUUUGUCGAGUGUAGUGCUAAGGGUAACGCAGAUAACAAAAAUCCACAAAUAGAUGCUUUGCAUGAUUGGAUAGAAAAAGCUGUUUAAGGUCUAGCUAAUACUGUAUAAUAGUGCCAAGUGCUGAACUCCUGUAUAUUAUGUUUCUGCAGUCUAGCCUGAUUUGGCUCUUAGAUUUUGGGGUUCUUAUCCAAAAUCAGUCCAGAGUUGGUUUCAGCGAUCAAGACAAAAUGAACAUAUUCUUGGCAGUUUUUCGUUGUUUAAAGUGAGUUACGUACUAAACCACCAGACCGUAGAUAUUGUUAUAAUUUAAGUAUAUAAUAAUAUAAUAAAGGCAAUGCAUAACCACCGACCUAGGCUGUCUAAUCCUUUAUGUACACGACUCAGCUGACAAGUGUUUUAUUGUGGGACUGAUUAAAAAGAGGGGACGAACAGUGAAAUAUACGUUCGCAUAGCGAUUGAACUUUUGUCCAAGUAAACUUGGACUUUUACUAGUUCUUGCAUUUGUUUACUUCACUUUAUUCAUUUGUAGUACUAUAGACGUGAUCUUUGUAGUCCAAACGCUCGCAUCCGAUAACGCACCCGAUGACGGUCUUUGUAGUCCAAAUGCAUGUGAUAACAUUGUGGAAACAAAGACAAAAGGGCCAGACUACUCGAGAAAGAGCUUUAUUCUGGAAACUUCCAUUUUAACCUGUGUAGUUUUCUAAACAUCGUAGUGUUUAUGUGUCUAAACCUAUAUAGUCUAACUACUUUAAGUUUACUCAACGAAAAUCAUGAACAAGUAAUGAUUGAAAUAAAAAAAGACAUUAACAAGUAAAAUAUGAAAUAAAAAUGUGAAUCCAA
Nematostella vectensis (starlet sea anemone) is the source of this 1569-nucleotide messenger RNA. Its product is annotated as signal recognition particle receptor subunit beta. The transcript has 8 exons. Gene Ontology annotation, molecular function: GTP binding. Lineage: Eukaryota; Metazoa; Cnidaria; Anthozoa; Actiniaria; Edwardsiidae. Gene Ontology annotation, biological process: intracellular protein transport; Golgi to plasma membrane protein transport; protein localization to organelle. The coding region runs from base 55 to 816 and encodes 253 amino acids. Gene Ontology annotation, cellular component: Golgi apparatus. The record is from RefSeq and is a predicted model, not a curated record.